AUGUUCCAAAUACAAAGAUACGAAAUUGAACAAGAACCGCUUCAAGAUGUUUCUACUGCGAGCACUGAGAGAUUAUCAAAGAUCAAUGAACGUUUUCAACUUAAAAGGAAACGAUCCAUAAAAAGUAAUCAAACACAACAAGUUGAUGGAAGUCAAGAAGGUGGCUCAACUAAAAAGGAAAUAAGCAGAAAGGAUGGCUCUAUCCAAAAGGUUGCUUCUACCGAACAAAUAUCGAAAAAUACGCAUGGUGAUUUAUCUUUGCAACAACAGGAAAAAAUUACAAAAAACCUUCCUGUGUUACAAGCGUUUCCAACAUUCGAUAGACCAAAACAAACACCACAAGAAAUUGCAGCCGUUAAAUCGUUGGGUAUACCGGACUGGUUGGCUAAUCCAAUCAUUGUUGAGUCAGAUUCAACUAAAACAAUUGAUCAUCCAUCUAUUGGUUUAUCAGAAAGAUCGAUCAAACGUUGUAAAGCACUUGGAAUUCAGGAGUGUUUUGCAGUACAAACAGCAGUCAUUCCACUGCUGUUACACUCACGAAAUCUAUCAGAUACUCAUAAAUCGCCUGGUGAUAUUUGUGUAUCUGCUCCGACGGGCAGCGGCAAAACUCUGGCAUACGUGCUACCAAUAAUUGAUAUUCUCUCAAAGCGUAUUGUAACUCGCUUGAGAGUUCUCGUUAUUCUUCCUACAAGAGAUUUAGUAGUACAAGUUAAAGAAACAUUCGAUGCUUUUUGUAAAGGCACGAGUUUGAAGGUUGGAAUGGUUACAGGUCAACAAUCAUUCAUUCAAGAACAGGAUCAAAUCGUUGGCGAUUUACAAGGCCAUUUCAUAGGUGGUAAAAGCAAAGUUGACAUAUUAGUUGCCACGCCUGGUCGGUUGAUCGAGCAUCUUUCAACUACUCCAAAUUUUACUCUGCAGCAUUUACGAUUUUUGAUUAUAGAUGAAGCUGAUCGCUUGCUUAACCAAAGUUAUCAUGAUUGGUUGUCGCACAUACUUAAGUCUACACAGUUACAACAAGUUACUGUAAAUCCGAGUAGUAAAAAGUCAGUGGAAAUUAAAUAUGAUUCCUUGGGUGUGCCCAUAAACGAUACUAUUUCUGCUCUAAUGAUGGAGUCGUUCUUGCACGUUCCGAAAGUGGACAUUUCAGAACCUAAAACAUCAGCUAUUCAAAAGCUUCUAUUUUCGGCGACUCUAACGCGAAAUCCUGCUAAGAUUGCAAGCUUACAUUUGGUCAAUCCACGAUACAUUUCUAUUCAAUCAAUGGACAAAACCGAGGGCGAAAUUAAAUAUGUUCUGCCUAGUAGCUUAAACGAAUAUAUGAUUGCAUCCACUUCAUCUGAAAAGCCUCUUGUGAUUCUUCAUUUACUUCACAACCUCCAUAUAUCAUCUGCACUUUUUGUAGCCGAGUAUUCAAGUGACUUAUCACAAGAGGAGAGAAGAAGCAUUUUAAACAAAUUCAAGAAUGGUGAAAUUCAAUUACUUAUCUGCUCUGAUUUGAUCGCUCGUGGUAUAGACAUUGAUCGUGUAGACACAGUAAUAAACUAUGACGUUCCUAUUUAUAUGAAAAAAUAUGUUCAUCGUGUCGGAAGGACAGCGAGAGCCGGACGCAAAGGUGAUGCAUAUAGCAUUGUUGAGACUCAAGAGGCUGGCCAUUUGGAUAAAAUUAAAAAUGUCUAUAUUAAAUCUUCCAAACUGGAUCCUUUAAAAGCUAUUUACAAGGAAUCUUUGGAAGCAUUCAAGGAAUACAUCGUAAAUAGGGAUGCAGUCUUAACAGACUAUCUAUUACCAAAUAUGCUUUUAUAUUUGCAACCAGUAGACACAAAUCAUUAUGUUUAUAAAAAUUAA
Cetraspora pellucida is the source of this 1845-nucleotide messenger RNA. NCBI's taxonomy places the organism in Eukaryota, Fungi, Glomeromycota, Glomeromycetes, Diversisporales, Gigasporaceae. The record is from the annotation of a GenBank genome assembly.